Molecule: messenger RNA, 516 nt
Organism: Haliotis rufescens (red abalone)
Lineage: Eukaryota; Metazoa; Mollusca; Gastropoda; Lepetellida; Haliotidae
Product: cytochrome b-c1 complex subunit 6, mitochondrial-like
Exons: 4
Coding region: 46-303 (85 amino acids)
Biological process (GO): mitochondrial electron transport, ubiquinol to cytochrome c
Source: RefSeq, a predicted model, not a curated record
AUAACUCACUGAACGGUCCCUUAUCCGGGACCUUACCGAUCCAAUAUGGCGCUAGGAGACGAGGUUGUACUUUCUUCUGAUCCUCCAGAGGAGGAAGAGGAGGAGGAUCUGGUGGAUCCCCAGGACACAAUGAAGGAGUCUUGUGGUUCCUCCUGUGAGAAGUACAAGGCUGAGUGGGAUGCUUGUACAGAGAGAGUGAGUGGUCGGUCAGAAACAGCAGAGACUUGCACACAGGAGCUGUUCGACUUUGUCCACUGUGUAGAUUCAUGUGUAUCGAAAGACCUGUUUGCCAAGCUGAAAUGAUAAUACGUAGCCAUAGACAUGGUUGAAGCAUCUACAUGUGAGGGACUUGAGUGGUACCUGUUAAGCUUGGGAAAAUCUGGAGCAGUAGACGACCAUUUGUUGCUUAUGUUUAGCUAGGACCAUUCACUGUUCAGUUGUUCGUUCAUUGGCUCUCACCAGUCUGUUUUGUACAAAUAUUUAGUCUGGACAAAGUAAAUCACAGUUGAAUCCAAA